GCGCAGGAACAGCUGUUGGCUCGGGAGGCGGCUAGUGAGCGGGCGGGCGUGGGGUGCUGGUGGCCGGCCGGGUCACGCUGCGGGAGCCGCCGCCGCCUUGUACCAUUGCACCAUGUCCGGCCAGCUGGAGCGUUGCGAGCGCGAGUGGCAUGAGCUGGAGGGAGAAUUUCAGGAGCUGCAGGAGACACACAGGGUCUACAAGCAGAAGCUGGAGGAGCUGACCGCUCUGCAGACGCUGUGCAGCACCUCCAUCGGCAAGCAGAAGAGGCAUCUCAAGGACCUGAAGCACACGCUCCAGAGGUACAAGCGCCAUUCCAGUCAAGAGGAGGCGGAGCUCAUCCAGCAGAUAGGCGCCAACAUUAAGGAGCGGCAGAAUGUCUUCUUCGACAUGGAGGCCUACUUACCGAAGAAGAAUGGGCUCUACUUGAAUCUGGUUCUUGGCAAUGUGAACGUGACCCUGCUCAGCAAUCAGGCCAAGUUUGCUUACAAGGACGAGUAUGAGAAGUUUAAGCUCUACCUGACCAUAAUCCUGCUUCUGGGUGCCGUGGCCUGUCGCUUUGUCCUUCACUACAGGGUGACAGACGAAGUCUUCAACUUCCUGCUCGUGUGGUAUUACUGCACCUUGACCAUUCGGGAGAGCAUUCUCAUAAGUAACGGUUCCAGAAUCAAAGGCUGGUGGGUGUCUCACCAUUACGUCUCUACGUUCCUGUCUGGAGUGAUGCUGACGUGGCCUAAUGGACUAAUUUAUCAGAAAUUUCGAAAUCAAUUUUUAGCCUUCUCCAUUUUUCAGAGCUGUGUUCAGUUCCUACAGUACUAUUACCAGAGGGGCUGUCUCUACAGACUUCGGGCCCUGGGGGAGAGGAACCACCUGGACCUCACCGUGGAAGGGUUCCAGUCCUGGAUGUGGCGGGGCCUCACCUUCCUCCUGCCUUUCCUCUUCUGCGGCCAUUUCUGGCAGCUCUACAAUGCCGUCACGUUGUUCGAGCUCUCCAGCCACGAGGAAUGCAAAGAAUGGCAGGUGUUUGUGCUGGCUCUCACCUUCCUCAUCCUCUUCCUCGGCAAUUUCCUGACCACACUCAAAGUCGUGCACGCCAAACUCCAGAAGAACAGAAACAAGACAAAGCGGCCAUGAGCCUUCGGACUCUUGUGUCUGGGGUUCUUGGGACUUAAGACUGCUGAGGAUUCCAGUCAGCACCCUGGCUGCCAGUCACUGGUAGCCUCAGGCAGCAGCUUCUCAGGGGCCAGCAGCAUCGCUGAGAGCAGGGCCAAGGCCCUGGUCCCUGGCCAGGAAUGUGAAGGCCGCCUGUGCGCACAGUAUUAGCCUGCCCCAGCUCCGUAUUUAUAACAUAUUUAAUGCCGGGUCUUCCCCACGUCCCUGGAAUUGGAGGCCUUUCCCCAAAGCUCUGGGUAAUGGCGGUGGCCAGGUCUGUGUCUGUCUUCCAGGGAAGGGCAAAAAGCCUCAGGGAACCCCUCUCUUCCUACUCCUGUCAUUUGAACCCCUCACUGGGGUUUGGCUGUGCCUCACCGGGGUUGGCUUUAGCUGACCUGCUUUUACCGUGUCCCAGGCACUGGGCGGAACGAAGCUUUGAGCAUCCUGUGGAGUGGCCCCCUGCCCUGGGCCACCACCUCUGCUGUAAGCCUCCCACAGGCCCCACUCUCUGUGGUGGUGGGGGAAUAUUUAAGUUCUCAGAGAACCUACCUGUCUUGUCUCUUGCCUUGUGUCUCCUGAACCGCCCGCCUUUCUACUG
This is a messenger RNA of Psammomys obesus (fat sand rat), 1748 nucleotides long. It is a transcript of the gene Tmem120b, whose product is annotated as transmembrane protein 120B. Bases 113 to 1132 code for a protein of 339 amino acids. NCBI's taxonomy places the organism in Eukaryota, Metazoa, Chordata, Mammalia, Rodentia, Muridae. The record is from RefSeq and is a predicted model, not a curated record. Gene Ontology annotation, cellular component: nuclear inner membrane. Gene Ontology annotation, biological process: fat cell differentiation. The transcript is spliced from 12 exons.